Molecule: messenger RNA, 1143 nt
Organism: Acanthosepion pharaonis
Lineage: Eukaryota; Metazoa; Mollusca; Cephalopoda; Sepiida; Sepiidae
Source: the annotation of a GenBank genome assembly
AUGUCUAUGGUUGGCUGGCCUCUCAGUCGUAGCCUUGGUAUAGAAGAAGGAAAAUUUCGUAACCGAACCUUAACAGGAUUCAUCAAAUGUGAAUUAAAGAAAAAAAUACAAGAAUUCACAGGAAAGAGUUACAGAAAAUUUUCUAAAAUGGAAAACAUCAUUGUAAAACCUGGCAACUCAUUUCGUAAGCGAAUUUUCUCCUAUGCCCUUACUUCAUUUGCAUUCAGCUUCAUGAAUUCUGUUUUCACAUUUUACUAUGUGAAGAUUUUUCUGAAUGUUUACCGGAUUCAAGAGAAUUGGUUCCACAUUUCUCAGGUCAUCUUCAUGGUGUGGAAUGCAAUCAAUGAUCCAAUGUUUGCAUAUAUUCAAGACAAAUCGCAAUACAAGUUUGUACGAACUCGUCGUGAAAGCAUUUUAUACGCAGCUCCAUUCUUUUCUCUUUCUUUUCUCAUCCCUUGGUUUCCAUGGGCUUCUUCUUCUUGGAUUACUGGUAUUCACUUAAUCAUUUCAUUGUGCUUAUAUGAUGCCAUGUUCACUUUCAUAGGACUUGCCCAUUGUUGUCUCAACACUGAAAUGUCUCAUGAGCAAAAGGAACGUCUUCAACUCAUUCAAUUUGCUGAGCUUGCCUGUCUUUUUGGAUCAUCAUCAGUAUUUAUUUUUUUUCACAGGACCUUUAUUUCAAACUUUGCUGCCAUCAUCCUUGACCAAUUGAUCCCUGCUUCAGCCAUAUCUACAUUUACACGUAGUGUUUUUUAUGGAGCCAUUAAUAUUCUGCCACAAAUACUUGUCAUUAUUGGUGCUCCGCUGGUAGCUCACAUUGGAUACUAUUAUGUGAUUCUUGGAAAUAUUUUUUGUAAAAUUAUUUUUGGUGUGAUAAUAUUUAUUGUUGGUCCAUCACAUCCUUGGAUCUUCAUGGCUAUACUGCUGUUAGAAAGCACAUACACAUUUGCAGCAUCCUCUCUAUUUAACAUGCCACUUUCUGAUAUUGCUGAUGAAAAUGCCCUGAAAUAUAACCGUCAGCAACCAAUUUCUUCGAUGAUAUAUGGUACUAAUGCAUUGGUUGUGAAACCUGCUAUCUCACUGUCACCAAUGUUGGUUGAAUUUUUAGGAUUUUAUUUCUUCUUAAUUUGUAUGUAUGACUAA